Myotis brandtii (Brandt's bat) is the source of this 328-nucleotide messenger RNA. RefSeq names its product bile salt-activated lipase-like. The record is from RefSeq and is a predicted model, not a curated record. Bases 23 to 298 code for a protein of 91 amino acids. Lineage: Eukaryota; Metazoa; Chordata; Mammalia; Chiroptera; Vespertilionidae. The transcript has 2 exons.
CUACAUCGCUGGCACCAACGACAUGGACGGCUACAUCUUUGCCAGCGUUGAUGUGCCGGCCAUCAACGUGGACUUGCUGACUGUCACGGGGGAGGACUUCUUCAAGCUGGUCAGCCAGGUCACCAUCGCCAAGGGGCCCAGAGGUGCCAAUGCCACCUUUGACUUCUACACGGCAUCCUGGGCAGAGGACUCCUCCCAGGAGGCCAAGAAGAAGACGGUGGUGGACUUUGAGACCGAUGUCCUCUUCCUGAUGCCCACGAAGAUGGCCGUGGCCCAGCACAGAGCCAACGCCAAGUGAGGGCCGGGGCAGGGGAGCCCAUCUGGGUCA